GCUGUCAGUGUGAUCGGGGUGGGUGUGAGGUCCGCUGUGCCUGUGUGCGAUCACCUGCAGGAGGAGAGGAGCGAGCCGUACACCCGGACAGGAGCUGAGCUGGUGCUGCAGAAGAUGUCAGACGGCAUGAUAGGGAACACUGACAGUCCGCCAGUCCCGCCCCAGCGGAUCGCCAGCACUUAUAUUGGAUCGAAUUCCAAGGACGGCAGCACUGGAAGCCAUGUCUUGAAACCAUUGCCUCCAAAUCCAGAUCAGCAGAAAGCCAAGUGGAAACCCACGCUGUUCCCAAUCUCUGGAGCUGGAGAUAAAGGUGGUAAAAAGACUGUGAGACCAGAGAUUUCCAACCCCUGGAACUUUGAACACCCCAUUCAUGUUGGAUACAAUCCUGUCACUGGAGAAUUCACUGGUAUGCCGGAGCAAUGGGCGCGAUUACUGCAAACCUCCAACAUCACCAAACAAGAGCAGAAGAAGAACCCGCAGGCAGUGCUGGACGCCCUCGAAUUUUACAAUUCCAAGAAAAGCACCAACAGCCAGAAGUACAUGAGCUUCACGGAAAACUCUCCUGCCUUCAGUUCAUCUGUAAGCCCGAAUUCAACAGGUGCAUCAGAGACUCCCGUUUUUGAAGAUAUCAAAGAGCCAGACUCACCGCCCGCAGUCGCUCCACGUCCUGAGUACACCAAAUCGAUAUAUACUCGCUCAGUGGUUGUACCCACACCGCCGGCCAAGGAUGAGGCUUCUUCAGAACCAACAGAAAACAGCAUGCCAUCGGUAGACAACGCGGCCAAAGGAGCGGAUAGGUUGAAGAAGAAACCCAAGAUGACAGACGAGGAGGUCCUGGAAAACCUAAGAACCAUUGUAAGUGUGGGAGACCCAAAGAAAAAAUACACACGGUUCGAGAAGAUUGGGCAAGGGGCAUCUGGGACGGUGUACAUUGCAGUUGAAGUGGCCACCGGUCAGGAGGUGGCUAUUAAACAGAUGAAUCUUCAGCAGCAGCCGAAGAAGGAGUUAAUUAUCAAUGAGAUCCUUGUGAUGAGGCAAAACAAGAACCCGAAUAUUGUCAACUAUCUGGACAGUUACUUGGUCGGGGACGAGUUGUGGGUCGUUAUGGAGUACCUGGCUGGUGGCUCUCUCACCGAUGUGGUGACAGAAACUCUCAUGGAUGAAGGACAGAUUGCAGCUGUAUGCAGAGAGUGUCUGCAGGCCCUGGAAUUCCUGCACGCCAACCAAGUCAUUCAUCGGGAUAUCAAGAGCGACAACAUCCUGCUGGGCAUGGAUGGAUCGGUCAAGCUAACUGACUUUGGCUUCUGUGCCCAGAUCACCCCAGAGCAGAGUAAACGAAGUACAAUGGUCGGCACGCCAUACUGGAUGGCCCCUGAAGUAGUCACUCGUAAAGCUUAUGGCCCUAAAGUGGACAUCUGGUCUCUGGGCAUCAUGGCUAUAGAGAUGAUAGAAGGAGAGCCUCCUUAUCUGAAUGAGAAUCCACUCCGGGCAUUGUAUCUUAUUGCAACCAACGGAACCCCAGAGCUCCAGAAUCCAGAGAAGUUGUCAGUGACGUUCCGGGAUUUCCUGAACCGCUGUCUGGAGAUGGAUGUGGAGAAGAGGGGCUCCGCCAAAGAACUACUUCAGCACCCGUUCCUGAAGGUGGCCAAACCUCUGUCUAGCCUGACGCCUGUAAUACUGGCAGCCAAGGAAGCCAUAAAGAACAGCCACUGAGCGAUGAAGUCACUACUACUGUUGUUGUUGGCCUGGCUCUCUGCGAUGGGACUGAUGGGACUGUUUUUGGCCUGUUUUUGGCCUCCUUUUAUUGUGUCUUCAGGCCGUGGGACACCAGGCAGCCUCCUCUGGAAGCACAAAGCACGAGGCCUCUUCUCUGGACUCGCACAGGACUGUGAACUCUGUUUUAUAUGUGAUAACAUUUUGUCAGCGUCUAUUUAAAUUCAUUUUUUAUGAUGUGGAGCCUUGAUUGCUGAUCUGAGUAAAUUAAACCACCUUGUUCUUCAA
Messenger RNA from Rana temporaria (common frog), 2001 nucleotides. It is a transcript of the gene PAK1, whose product is annotated as p21 (RAC1) activated kinase 1. Gene Ontology annotation, biological process: protein phosphorylation; intracellular signal transduction; regulation of MAPK cascade. NCBI's taxonomy places the organism in Eukaryota, Metazoa, Chordata, Amphibia, Anura, Ranidae. The transcript is spliced from 15 exons. Gene Ontology annotation, molecular function: ATP binding; protein serine/threonine kinase activity. Gene Ontology annotation, cellular component: cytoplasm. The coding region runs from base 115 to 1713 and encodes 532 amino acids. The record is from RefSeq and is a predicted model, not a curated record.